Messenger RNA from Exophiala viscosa, 2256 nucleotides. Its product is annotated as UV damage endonuclease uvsE. Lineage: Eukaryota; Fungi; Ascomycota; Eurotiomycetes; Chaetothyriales; Herpotrichiellaceae. Gene Ontology annotation, molecular function: endonuclease activity. The record is from RefSeq and is a predicted model, not a curated record. The coding region runs from base 1 to 2256 and encodes 751 amino acids. Gene Ontology annotation, biological process: nucleotide-excision repair; response to UV; mitochondrial DNA repair. Gene Ontology annotation, cellular component: mitochondrion; nucleus. The transcript has a single exon.
AUGGCAAAACGCAAAAGAUCUUCAGCGGCUGACCUUGAUGCUGCUGUUCCUACGCCUAAGACUCUCCCUGUCAACGUUGCUUUAGUGGCAUCAUCUAUGAUGCCGCCUGAACCCGUUCGACGCACAAGUUCUAGAAGAGCAUCCACACAGGCUGCACCUGCGGAUAUUGACACAAAUCCCGACACCAACCCCAAGAUUGAGGACGCUCCAGACGCCCUUCGAGCUUCACCCGACGCAGAACAGAAGCCUGAGGGCGCAACGAAGAAGAAAAGGAAGACGGCGGGAGCUACAAAGGUAAAGAAGGAGGCCGACGAACCUGAGGUAAAUGAUGUGGUAGAAAAGGCCAGACAGCCUUCACCUGCACCCAAGAAGGCUGCCAAGAAGGAGGAUGAUGUCGAUCGAGCAGAUCCAGAGGGCGAGGACGAUGAAGCUGCCGACCCAGAAGAGCUCAAAGAAGCUUUGUCAAGACCGCCACCAGUCAACAGCUCGUGCCUGCCUUUACCCUGGAAAGGUCGGAUAGGCUAUGCCUGUUUAAACACCUACCUUCGGGCCUCGAAUCCCCCGGUCUUCUCGUCACGAACAUGCCGCAUUGCGUCCAUCCUUGAACAUCGUCAUCCGCUCAAAGAUCCCGACCAACCUGAGCACGCGACCAAGAAUAGACCCGACAAGGAACAACCAGCAGACAUAUCAAGAGGUCAAGCAUAUGUGGAAGCGCUAGGCCUGGCCAAUGCCCGUGACAUUCCCAAGAUGUUGCGCUGGAACGAUCGAUAUGGCAUCAAGUUCAUGAGACUGUCUUCAGAAAUGUUUCCAUUUGCCAGCCACGAUGUGUAUGGAUACAAGCUUGCUCCAUUCGCAUCGGAAGCACUAGCAGAAGCAGGACGUGUGGCAGCAGAACUUGGACAUCGCCUGACCACACACCCUGGACAAUUCACCCAACUUGGGUCACCUCGGAAAGAGGUUAUCACCGCAUCGAUACGGGACCUCGAGUAUCAUUGCGAAUUGCUCGACCUACUCAAAAUGCCUGAACAGCAGAACCGAGAUGCUGUCAUGAUCUUGCACAUGGGCGGCAUAUUCGGGGACAAGGCUGCCACCAUUGAACGAUUCAAGCACAACUACCGUGCCCUGCCCGAAGGCAUCAAGGCUCGUCUGGUCUUGGAGAACGAUGAUGUUUGUUACAGCGUGCACGACCUCCUGCCAGUAUGCGAAGAGCUCAACAUACCUAUGGUGCUCGAUUACCAUCAUCACAACAUCGUAUUUGAUGCGGACAAGAUCCGCGAAGGCACGUCAGACAUCAUGAAACUGUAUGACCGAAUCAAAACAACCUGGACCAAGAAGAGAAUCACCCAGAAGAUGCACUACUCCGAACCGACACCGCAGGCGAUCACAGCACGACAGAGGCGCAAACACAAUCCGCGAGUAGCAACUCUCCCACCUUGUGCCCAGGAUAUGGAUCUCAUGAUCGAAGCCAAGGACAAAGAACAAGCCGUCUUCGAGCUCAUGCGCACGUUCAAGCUACCAGGCUUUGACACCUUCAAUGACAUCUUACCAUAUGUUCGCAAUGACGAGAAUAAAGCAUGGAAGCCUCCCAAGCCCAAAAAGACCGCGAAGAAGAAGUCCAAAGCCGCAGAAGUGGAUGAGGAGGAUAUGGAUGAACCUGAGAUCGAAGCACAGCCCCCACCACUCAUUCCCGAUACCGAAGUCGGCAUGGGUGGUCCGGAAGGUCGUGUUUACUGGCCGCCAGGCAUGGAAGAAUGGCUCCGUCCAAAGAAACGCGAAGUUAAGCCACGAGACCCGGAAAAGGCAAAAACGACUGCUGAACGAGCUGCCGCGAGAAGGGCUGAAAAGGCGGCAUGGCAGGCGGCUCAGGAGGCUGGCAAUGCCGCAGCCUCGUUGACAGAUGCUUCGGCCAGUGUAUCUGCAUCGGAGCUUGUCGAUGGGGACACGAGUCUCGACCUCGAGAAAACCAAGUCUGUGUAUAACAUGACCAAGAAGCAGAAACCUGCGCGAGCACCUCGGUCGGCAAACAAGAAAAGUGUGACGUCAGUGCCCACACCAAGCUCCAGCGGCCUCUCUGAUCUCGACGGCGAAGACGACGAGCCGGACAUCGACAUGCCUGAUCUCACCGACGCUGAUGAGAACGCUGUGGCUCCACCCCCAGCUAAGAAAGGUGGAAGAAACGCGCCGAUACGGACGACUGGUGGGAGGGCUACGAAGAGGAAGGCCGUUAACUAUGCUGAGGGCGACGAGGACGACUAG